Molecule: messenger RNA, 1296 nt
Organism: Fragaria vesca subsp. vesca
Lineage: Eukaryota; Viridiplantae; Streptophyta; Magnoliopsida; Rosales; Rosaceae
Exons: 6
Coding region: 1-1296 (431 amino acids)
Molecular function (GO): DNA-binding transcription factor activity; DNA binding
Source: RefSeq, a predicted model, not a curated record
AUGGGAGAUCCUGAGAUGAUCGAGAUAUCCGAUGAAGCAGAUGAUAACCAAAGUACUAGUGAUGGAAGUAAAGACAUUCGAUCUAAAAGCUCUUCUCCGAAGGCGUCAUGCUUGUUCUUAGACUUGAAUGCAGAAGCAAGUAGUGAUGAUCAUGAGAAUGCUUCAAACAAUGUUAAAGCUGGGGGAAGCAGAAUAUCUACAGAAGGGAAAGAACAGACCGCAACCAGCAAUAGUGGUGCAGUCAGGCAAUAUGUUCGAUCCAAAAUGCCAAGGCUUCGUUGGACUCCUGAUCUCCAUCUAGCAUUCAUUCAUGCCGUUGAGAGGCUAGGAGGACAAGAACGAGCAACUCCAAAAUUAGUUCUACAAUUGAUGAAUGUGAGAGGACUAAGCAUUGCUCACGUCAAGAGUCAUCUGCAGAUGUAUCGAAGUAAGAAGCUCGAUGAGUCCGGCCAAGUGUUACCUCAGUUCCAUAGAUCAAGAGGAAUCUUGUUGCAAGGAAGAGACCAGGUUGUGGAAGCCUAUCAACAGUUCAAUCCUUACAGCAGGCACUUCAGAUUUCAUGGCAGAGGAAGCCAAUUUCCUUCUCCACCAUCAAAACAUCACCCCUAUGAUAAUUUGAAUGCCAACUGUUCAAGGUUGAUUUCACAAUGGAGCAAUCCUGGAAUGGAGAACAAUCGGAGUAUCAAUACAAUUACAAGCUCACACAUCAUUAGUGUAAAUGAAGCCAUGACAAGAGUUCAUGCACCUAUUAGACCCAGCCGGUUUCUUGAAGAUAAGAGAUGGCCUCCCCGUGAGAUGAUUGGAAACCACAACAAAGGCAUGAGACAUUCUCUAAACAUUUCUUGGGGUAAUACCAUCCAUGUCGCACAACCUAAAUCAGUUGGGAGCCCCCAGGCAAGCUCCAACCAACAUCUACCGACCAAUACUACUACAUGUAGUCCAAAGUUCAUCUCCAGCAUCUAUGAACCUUUAUCUGAUCCUCUUGAGGUUCGGAAACCUGAUGAAAGCAUAAAUGGAGAAACAUAUCGAGCAGAAGUUGGUGAUAAUAUGCAAGCAACGAAACAAAAGAAAUGGCUACCUUUGAAUUUACAGUUGAGUUUGCGGCAAGAUUUCAGUAUUUGCAGUGACGAAAUGAAGGAUGGAGAGCAAGAAAGCAUGAAAGACAUUGAAACAACGCUUUCUCUUUCUUUAUCAUCGUCUUCACCAAGAAGGCAACAAGAUCAAUCCAGUACACCCACAUCAAGAGUUCGACUCUUGUCAUCAUUUCCUCUCUCUGGAAGCCUUAAACCUACUUAA